CCCAAGACUUUAAAUACUGAGUUCGGCUUCCCUAGGUCAGCCUAGUGGUCUGGCUUCCCAGUCAACAUGAAGGCUUUCCUGAUUCUGGGGCUUCUCCUCCUUUCUGUCCUAGCCCAGGGCAAGGUCUAUGAAAGGUGUGAGUUGGCCAGAACUCUAAAAAGCCUGGGAAUGGAUGGCUACGAUGGAAUCAGUCUGGCAAACUGGGUGUGUUUGGCCCAGUGGGAGAGUAGUUACAACACCCAAGCUACAAACUACAACCCUUGGGACCAAAGUACGGACUAUGGAAUAUUUCAGAUCAAUAGUCACUACUGGUGUAAUGAUGGAAAAACCCCUGGAGCAGUUAAUGCCUGUGGUAUAUCCUGCAAUGCUUUGUUGCAAGAUGACAUCUCUCAAGCUGUAGCUUGUGCAAAGAGGGUUGUCAGAGACCCACAAGGCAUUAGAGCAUGGGUGGCGUGGAGAAAUCGUUGUGAAAACCAUGACCUCACUCAGUAUAUUCAGGGCUGUGGAGUGUAACUGCAAAAUUUUCCUUCUUCAGCUCAUUUUCUCUCUUUGCCACAUUAAAGAAUGAGUAGUUAAUUGAAAGGUCACACUCACAUUCUUGCCUCUUCAAACAAAUAGCAUUUUUGCAGAAGCAGGUACAAAAGAUAGCCUUUCUCCUGAGAGCCAUAAGGUUCACUAAUGUGUGUAUUAUUGAGUGGUGACUCCCCUUUUCAGCUUGCUAAUAAAGCUGGUGAUAAUUUAUCUACAACCUUCAUUAUCAACUAAUCUCCAGUACAUUCAGGUUUGCAUUAAAGAAAUAAUCCAGACUUCAUCUUAAAUGACACAAGUAUUUCCCAAUAUUACACAAAAAUAAAACAAAAGGCUAUCUUAAAAACAAUUGAUCUCAGGCAAACUCCAAGCCCUGUAGCAUCCAAUGCCUUCAGUCUCUAUAGUCAUCUCCAAAAAGAGGAAAAUUAACCACUCUCUUUGACAAUAUGAGAUUUUUAAAGGAGUGGAGAGCCCAUGCCUAAAAGGAAAGAGUGAAUGAAGAAUUUUGUUUGCACAAAACAUGUGACCUUUGGUUUAAGUACUCUCAUAAAAAUGUUCCAUUUAUGCAGCCUUACAGACAGACUCACAAUUUAUAUAUCAAUCUGUCUUAAACCUUUCAAGAACACUCACCUGCAUUUCACUGAUCUUGAAAGUAUUAAGGAGGGAUUAAAUGGACUGUUGCUCUUCCCCAAUUAUAUUGCUUGCAUUACUAAUUAACCACAAGAGUGAAAUUAUGCAUGCUGUAAACAUACAAAUGUCAUCAUUAAAGGGUUUGCAUUGCA
Sciurus carolinensis (gray squirrel) is the source of this 1310-nucleotide messenger RNA. Its product is annotated as lysozyme C. The transcript is spliced from 4 exons. Gene Ontology annotation, biological process: defense response to Gram-positive bacterium; defense response to Gram-negative bacterium. Lineage: Eukaryota; Metazoa; Chordata; Mammalia; Rodentia; Sciuridae. Gene Ontology annotation, molecular function: lysozyme activity. The record is from RefSeq and is a predicted model, not a curated record. Bases 67 to 513 code for a protein of 148 amino acids.